Molecule: messenger RNA, 1521 nt
Organism: Aspergillus mulundensis
Lineage: Eukaryota; Fungi; Ascomycota; Eurotiomycetes; Eurotiales; Aspergillaceae
Exons: 5
Coding region: 1-1521 (506 amino acids)
Biological process (GO): transmembrane transport
Molecular function (GO): transmembrane transporter activity
Source: RefSeq, a predicted model, not a curated record
AUGACCGGCGUUACACAGUCCCCAGCAGCCCCCCGCCCCUGGGGGCUAUCCUGGCGCAGCUCGAAGCCUUUCAUUGUGACGAGCAUAGCGAUCGCCAUGUUUACAGAUAGCUUCCUGUUCAGCUUCAUCGUCCCAAUCAUGCCGGACAUCCUCGAAGGCCGGCUGCAUAUGCCGUCGUCGAAAGUCCAGCUCUUGACGUCAGUCAUCCUGUCCAUGAAUGCGCUGCUUACGAUCAUCAUUGCCCCGUAUACGGGACACCUGUCGGACAAGGUGUCGCGCAAGAACACGCUGAUGCUAUGGUCGUACGCCGUCAACACGGUCGGGACAGUGGUCAUCGCUGGAUCCAGCACAUUAACCGGGCUCAUCAUCGGCCGCCUCAUCCAAACAAUCGGCGGCUCGCUGCUCUACAUCGCCGGCAUGGCCAUGCUCGGCGCCACCGUAGGCUCCGAGCACCUCUCCAAGGCGAUGGGGAUCUGCGUGCUCCUGAUAUCAGGCGGGUUCCUGUCCGCCCCGGCGCUCUCGGCAGCGGUCUACAAGUUCUCGACGUACGCGGUGACGUGGCUGUCGGCGUUUGCGGUGCUGCUCGUGGGCUCGGUGCUGCAGGCGCUCGUGAUCGAGCCGUACCUGCUUCCCAAGGAAUGCGACAAGGGCAGAGAAAAUGGCGCAAACGGAAGCCCGGUGGUCGUGGAAGAGAGCGACAGCGACAGAGACAUCGAGUCCUACGCGCGGAGCUACUACGACGAAAUGGGCGGGCAAGAAUCAGACAGACUCCUCCCAGCGCCGCCCUCCUUCAACAGACACCGGAGUGCGGGAUCAGAGUACCACACCUUCAACCCGCAGAAGGAAAUCCCACCACCCCCCUCCUCGUCCACAAUCUACCGCCGCAUGCUUUGCAAAAAGCGCGUCGUCACGGCCCUCGUCGCCGAAACGUUCCUCGCAGCCCUGAUCGCCAGCUUCGAAGCCACGAUCCCGCUGCACAUCCGCGACGCAUUUAACUGGGAUAGUCUGCGCGCCGGAAUGCUCUUUCUGAUCCUGCAGGCGCCGACGUCGAUUCUCGUCUUCCCGAUCGGCUGGUUGAAGGAUCGGAUUGGGAUGCGCGGGCCGGUCACGCUGGGGUUCUUGGUCAUGGCGCCGUCGCUGUGGUUACUUGGGGUGCCGGGGGCGAACCUUACGGGGUUCGGGUGGGCGGAUGGGAAGAAUGGCGAGGUGCUUUAUGUUGCGAUGUUGGUUGCUAUUGGGGCUGCGAGGACGCUGGUGCUCGGGUUUGGGGGCGUGGAGGUUCUGCGAGGCGCCAACGAAGUCGCGGCCGAAAUGCCGGGGCUCGUGCAGGGCGGGGGCAUCUCGCUGUACUCGCGGGCCUUUGUGCUAUCAAACAUCACCUGGAAGCUGGGCAUGUUCCUGGGCCCGCUUGUCUCUGGGGCGUUGACGAAGAGCUUGGGGUACUAUGUGAUGAAUUUUGUUUUUGCUGUGAUGUGUCUGGUCACAGGGGUUAUGACGGGGGUUAUCCUGGGGAGUGGGUAG